This is a messenger RNA of Pristis pectinata (smalltooth sawfish), 1412 nucleotides long. RefSeq names its product microsomal glutathione S-transferase 3b (gene mgst3b). Gene Ontology annotation, cellular component: endoplasmic reticulum; nuclear envelope; membrane. The record is from RefSeq and is a predicted model, not a curated record. Bases 89 to 538 code for a protein of 149 amino acids. Gene Ontology annotation, molecular function: glutathione peroxidase activity; glutathione transferase activity. The transcript has 4 exons. NCBI's taxonomy places the organism in Eukaryota, Metazoa, Chordata, Chondrichthyes, Rhinopristiformes, Pristidae.
UGCUCUGAUCCUUGGCCUAGGCCUGUUCCAGUGUGUGUCCGGCGCCGGCCUCAGCUCCCAGGUAACCCCGUCUCAGGCCGCCGCUCCUAUGCAGUACGUGCCGCCACAGAGUGCGCUCCCCCACCCCACUCAGUUCAUCCCCCCUCACUUCGGCUACGUGAUCCUGGUGUUCAUUUACAGCUGGGUCAUGCUGGCUUACCUGGGAGCCAAAGUAGGCAUCGCCAGGAAGAAAUACAACGUCAAGUAUCCAAACAUGUACAGUGAUAAAGAUCUGAUAUUCAACUGCAUCCAACGAGCACAUCAAAACACAUUGGAGAUAUAUCCUCAAUGGCUGAUCUUCCAACUGAUAGCUGGAGCUGUCUAUCCGAUCACUGCUUCUGUGCUUGGUGUCAUUUGGGUAACCAGUCGAUUUACUUAUGCAUGGGGAUAUUACACAGGGGUGCCAGAGAAAAGAAAGACUGGGUCCUACGGAUACAUUGGCCUUCUGGGAGUUAUUUUCCUCUCCAUAGUCAUUGCUUUUAAAACCCUCGUUUCAUAGUGAUAAACCUUCUCCACUACAAUGGGUUGAGGAAAAUUUUUAAAAAAACUGGUUGUCCAGUGGUACUUGUCAGCUAUUGUACAUAUCCAGCCAUUUUGAGAUGAACACCAUCUUAGAACUUCCUGCUACUUGUUUAUCAACACAUUUAAGUAUUACCAACCUGUGGUAGAGUUUUCUUCCAGAUAUGUUAAGCAUUACAGUUUGAAUAGGUUUGUAGUACAAGCCUAUUUUUUCUAUUAUAUUUAAUAAAAUGGCACACUGGGAAACAAGAUUAAAUUCCAAAUUUAAUUUUUAUAAAUUGUUAAGCAGAAGAAGCAACAGUCAUUUGCCUAAACUUGAAUUCCUUUUUACUUUAGCUAAAGGCUAUGUAAUUCCUGUUAAAGUGAAUAUGUAAUAUUGAACUAAGUUUAGCAUUUUUCAUCUUUCAAGAUGGUCACUAACUCAAGUUAUUUCAAAAUUUUAAUCCAAGAGCCUCAGUUUAUAUUAUGGUUUAAACAUAAAUCAUCUGGAAGAUCACAAGUAAAAAAUGAUAAAGUGUACAGAACAUAUGAAAGAAAGCCAGGUUAUACUUCAGCUGAUUAAAAAAAGUAUAGAGCAUUGAAAGAGAAAGCUAGAAACACUACGUGUUUGCGUUUUAUUUAAGGAAAUAAAUUUUCAGCACCAUUAAAAGUUAUCCAUUUUAAACUUUAUUCAGAUCAAAUAAUGAAAUGGCUUGAAAUAUAAUUUUGUCUUAAACUGUGUGUACCUUGUUGUAACCAUUUAUCAGGAUCCAACUAUAGUCAAUGAUUUCCUCAAAAGUGCAUUUUUUCAUGUACAAAUCUUGAUGUGGCUGUUUCACAUUUAAUUUCUAAAUAAAUGUAAAUUUUAAAACCAA